AUGAUGGGACCCGGCUGCUUCUCAGUUGCAUUGUCUUUCAAAGAAGCCGGCCUUUGGUUACACUCAGAGCGAAUGAUGUACUUUCAGGAACUCAUAUUCCACGGAAAGUAUUCACAUCUCUCUUUACCGGCAGUGACAGACUUCAGCGGAGUGACGAUCGCAGCUGGUGGUUUGAUGUACGCUUUCGAAGGACAGGCUAUGGUGCUUGCGUUGGAGAAUCGGCUAAAAACGCCUUCGGACAUGGUUGGACUUGCGGGGGUCCUCAGCACAUCUAUGAACGUUGUGAUGCUGAUCUAUGCUUUUCUUGGUUUCUUUGGUUAUCUGACAUUCGGACCAUCGGUCGCUGGCAGUCUCACUAAUUCAAUUACAAUUGCAGGACCUUUCUGUGAAAGCAUUACUAUUAAAUUGCCUUGUGGACGGCCACAGGCUGAGGUGACAGUGAAACUCCUACUGGUGGCGAAAAUCUUUCUUGGCUCGGCUCUUCAGCUCUACGUUAUCAUAUCAAUCCUUUCGCCAUCUCUUUCGGCACGAUUUUUCAAAGCCGCUCCACGACGGGCCAUUAUCAGCGAAUAUAUUCUCCGUGUGGUGCUCACAAUUUCUCGUCAGUGGCGUUGCCGUCUGUGUCCCGAAGGGCUGUACGAUAUCAUUCCGUUGGUAGGAAUCACUGCAGGAAUGCUUCUUUCACUUAUUCUGCUGCCGUUCUUUCACACUCUUCAUGUUUGUGCCAAUAGUUUUCUCGAAGGAAAGACGCAUUCUCAGAGCGAUGUUCUUUGGUCAUCGAAAACACGACGUUGUUCGGAUUGGGAUGGACGUUCCUUGCAACUGGAUUAUAUUCGAGUAUAA
Messenger RNA from Ostertagia ostertagi, 843 nucleotides. NCBI's taxonomy places the organism in Eukaryota, Metazoa, Nematoda, Chromadorea, Rhabditida, Trichostrongylidae. The record is from the annotation of a GenBank genome assembly.